This is a messenger RNA of Pseudozyma hubeiensis SY62, 726 nucleotides long. RefSeq lists its product as hypothetical. The record is from RefSeq and is a predicted model, not a curated record. The transcript is spliced from 3 exons. NCBI's taxonomy places the organism in Eukaryota, Fungi, Basidiomycota, Ustilaginomycetes, Ustilaginales, Ustilaginaceae. The coding region runs from base 1 to 726 and encodes 241 amino acids.
AUGGGAAGGGCCGCCUGCAUCCGAGCUUUUCGCAAAAAGCACAUUUUGACAUCUCCUUUGCCACUCGGACCUUUGCUAUCAGAAGGAGAAAAGCACGAUUCGCGACGGAUACGUCUCAAACUCGAGGUGCGUCUCUCCCUUGACGCGUCGCCGUCAACUCGGCGCCGGAGCAUACUGGAUCCAACUUGCAGCACCAGUGUGAUUAGACCUUGGAGCAGCUCUGGUCAUUCUCAUUGUUUCGCCAGGGAUUUUUGGAUCCGCAUUUCUGAGGCUUCUUUUCCUCUGGCGAAAGGGACGCGGCAUUUCGUUCUCGUGAAAUUGCUCGUCUGCACAACUCUCGUCGAUGCUGUGUACGCUAUUUCCAUGAUCUUCGAGGAGCUUCUUCAGGCGCAGUCAAAGCACCGCGCAUUGCCGCACUCUAAGCCGCAACAGGGCAGCGACGGUGCUUCCGACUGCCUCCACUCGCUUGGUCGGGACAAAGCCCUCUCUGCUGACCAUCCAGAAACAUGUCGGGACAAGCACCUUCCCUUCCCAGCCUGCCUUCUGGCUUCGGCACCGACUCUUCCUACCCGCCCAUGCCAGGCAGCACUCGUAUCACAGCGUCGCAACCAAAGCCGGCAUCGGCAGUGCCUGCAACUGUACCUGCUCACCAAUCGCAUCGGUCGGGUGCGCCGCCUCUGCCUCCUCUGCCGCCUGGAGCGCUUGAAAGGGAGCAGCAGCGUCUGA